Molecule: messenger RNA, 773 nt
Organism: Psylliodes chrysocephalus
Lineage: Eukaryota; Metazoa; Arthropoda; Insecta; Coleoptera; Chrysomelidae
Source: the annotation of a GenBank genome assembly
CAAAAUAAUUUACAUAACCUAAUUGUUGUGUUGUCAAAAAGAUGAUGUAAACAGAUAAGUGGAGGCUUUUUUUCAAUAAUUAAGAAAUGGUUGACUUAAAGAAAGAUUUGGAUGAGUAUUUACUCUUACAGAGUGAUCAAAAGAAAUCGUUCAAAUUGCAAAUACCAACUAUACAAACGCCAAAUGUAUCUGGAUGGUUUAGGAAAGAACAAACUCAACAAGAGGAUACUUGGUUUCAGGAGACUAAAAAGGAAUAUUGUCCAAGCCUGUCACGACUGCAGAGAAUGGUAUUAUUUGCAGUUUGUGUUGGAUUGGGGUUAUUGUGUUUUUCAAUAUCACUAAUGUAUAUUCCUGUUCUUUUAUUUAAAGCUAGGAAGUUUGCUUUAUUAUUUACACUUGGUAGCACUUUCUUUAUAUUAAGUUUCUUCUUUUUGUGGGGCCCAUUGGCAUUCCUGAAGCAUAUGUUUGCAAAAGAAAGACUGUUGGUAACUAUAACAUAUGGAGGAACUUUAGUGGCUACACUUUACUGCGCAUUACAUCUUCAAAGUACCCCUUUUACAGUGCUUUUCGCUGUUUGUCAAAUUAUUUCUUUAGUGUGGACUGUGUUAGCAAAUAUACCAGGUGGAACAGCUGGUAUUUCAAUAAUGUCUAAAAUGUUUAGUAGAUCAUCUGGAAAUACUUUACCUAUUUAGUAUUUUAUCAGACAUUUGUACAUUUUUCGGCUUUUUUAUAUUUAUUGAUUACAAUUAAAAUUGACAUUAAACAAUUUUUGA